Tripterygium wilfordii is the source of this 2006-nucleotide messenger RNA. Its product is annotated as protein SHORT INTERNODES-like. The transcript has 2 exons. Gene Ontology annotation, molecular function: DNA-binding transcription factor activity; DNA binding. Gene Ontology annotation, biological process: positive regulation of DNA-templated transcription. The record is from RefSeq and is a predicted model, not a curated record. Gene Ontology annotation, cellular component: nucleus. Lineage: Eukaryota; Viridiplantae; Streptophyta; Magnoliopsida; Celastrales; Celastraceae. The coding region runs from base 293 to 925 and encodes 210 amino acids.
AGAUUUUGGGUAAAAGAUAUCCAUCUCACACUACUAUCCCCCCCUCAAUUAAUAACACCCACCACAAUUUGGACAUAGAAAAUGUGUACUUUAAAGUACUGUCUGAAGUCUGAACUUGGAAGGAGAGAAGAGGGGGGAGCUCUUUUUUUAUUUCAUGUUUUUUAUCUUUGUUUUCUUCCUUCUUCUGUUUCUUUUUGAUCAAGUCGUACAAUAAAAAAAAGAAAACCCACCCACUUCUCAAAACCCUUUUCUUUAAAAGGGUUUUGAGAAUGAAGAAGAUUUUGAGGUGGUGAUGAUGAUGAUGAUGUUGAGGGGUCAGUCGGGAUUUGGUAGCUCAAGAUGUCAAGACUGUGGAAACCAAUCAAAGAAAGAUUGUGUUUAUAUGAGAUGCAGGACUUGCUGUAACAGUAAAGGCUUUGAUUGUCAAACACAUGUGAAGAGUACUUGGAUUCCUGCUUACAAAAGGCGCCAGAGGCACCAACAAAUACUUGUUCCAGCUUCUUCUCUUCAACAGCACAAUAACCCUAAAAGGCUAAGAGAGGAGAAUCCAUCUUCAUCAGAGCUAGAAGAGAUGAAUUUUCCGUCGGAAGUUAACUCGCUGGCGACGUUUCGUGGCGUCCGAGUGAGCUCCAUUGAUGAAGCAGAUGAUGAAAAAUAUGCAUACCAGACAAGUGUGAAUAUAGGUGGACAUGUGUUCAGGGGAAUUUUGUAUGAUCAAGGCCCUGAAGCAAGCCAUUACACUCAAGGUGAGAGCUCUUCUAGUCAAGUACAUGUAGCCAAUGCUGCUCAUCAUCAAGCCCUAACUACUACUACUGCUGCUUCAGCUGCAGAAGAAGUACCAGUUCUUCCUCCUAACUCAUUUCCAUCCCCUCUUAAUUCUUUCAUGUCUGGUAUGCAAUUUUUCCAACACCCAAAAUCUUCUUGAUUAGGCUAUCACUUUGUUUUUUGUUUCUUCAAGAAAAAGAAAAAAAUGGAGAUCUAGAGAUCUAUAAGCCUAGUUAUUAGCCAACCUUGUUCUUUAACUUGUUCAGAUUGCACUGUUGUUGAUAAAGUCCUAAUGUAUUUUACUUCUAAUUGAUUAAACUAAACAUGAAUAAAAACAAGGGAGAUGAACUUAGUCUUGUACAAAUUUCAAUGCAUAAAUCAUAUGAUGUCCUUGAUAUGAUAUUUAAAUGUUUGGUAUAUAUGCUACACAGGUAGGUUUAGUCUUUUGUCUUGUUUUGUUAAUAUUUGUUUAAUUGUUGUUUAUCAACUUCUAAGCUACUUUUUUCCCUAUAAUCCAUACUCUUGCCGGGUUCAAACCAGACUUUACUACCUGUUUGUCAUGUGUUAGGACAAAUUACUUAGAUUACAUGGAUUUGGAGAUAGAUUUUAUAUGUUUUUCUUUGUUUGUUUCACCAAUGCAUGAGGCUGCAAACCCAAAAUAAUAUUCAGGAACACUGGCUCACCCUAUGUUAGGAUCUAAGGCAAUCCUGAUUUUCCAUAGCAGCUUUUGUUUCCUUCAUUUGCAACCAUUUUUAAAUGUUAAAAACCCUAGAAAGCUGAGAGAAAAGGCUAGGGUUAAUUUGAUUUUCAUUCUAACACACUAAUCACAUGUUUCUCUCUGCAUCUUUCGUUCAAAAAUUUCAUCAAUAAUCAAUUUCAAAUGCAUUUCCCUCUCAUAUAUAUAUAUAGUUUCCUGCUUAUAUAUGCUUGAUAGUCUUCUCAGGAAUACAUGUUAGGGUUUGGGUGAUGUUGUUGAAGCACAAAUUAAUAUAUUAAUCAAGGUAUAAAAGGCUAGGGGAAUAAUCACUCUUUAACCAUAAAGCAUAAGCUAAUUUUUUCUUUUCAAGUUGGAUACUUUAUGGUUGAAUACAAAAGGGGGGGAAAAAACACUUGGUGGGCAUCUUGUAGAUUUAAGAUUGAUGAAGACUUUAGAAAGGACAGCACCAUGCAUAUAAUUAACCCCAUGUUUAAUUAAUUAAUUAAUUUUUAAUACACCCAAGAGGCAAUCAUGCAAAAGUAUU